Messenger RNA from Acanthosepion pharaonis, 486 nucleotides. The record is from the annotation of a GenBank genome assembly. Lineage: Eukaryota; Metazoa; Mollusca; Cephalopoda; Sepiida; Sepiidae.
AUGCGCAGCCUGUUCCUACGUGGUACAGAGUGCAAUCGGAUCAACGGCUUGUACUUUUCAUCUAUCUAUCUAUCUAUCUAUCUAUCUAUCUAUCUAUCUAUCUAUCUAUGUUUACAAUUUUCUUUCUUUCUUUUUUCUAUCUGUUUGAUUCUGUUCACAUCUAUCUAUCUAUCUAUCUAUCUAUCUAUCUAUCUAUCUAUCUAUCUAUCUCACUCUCUUCAUAUCUGCCUGCUCAUAUCUAUGUAUCCCAUUCUGUUCGUAUCUAUCUAUCUAUCUAUCUAUCUAUCUAUCUAUCUAUCUAUCUAUCUAUCUAUCUAUCAUUUUGUUAAUGUUGCAAAGUUAUUUUUAUUUAUUUAUUUUCUUUCUUUUUUCUGUCUUUCUUUCUUUCUUUCUUUCUUUCUUUCUCAGUCUGUUCAUAUCUAUCUAUCUAUCUAUCUAUCUAUCUAUCUAUCUAUCUAUCUAUCUAUCAGUCUGUUCAUACAGUGA